Pimephales promelas (fathead minnow) is the source of this 11356-nucleotide messenger RNA. The record is from RefSeq and is a predicted model, not a curated record. NCBI's taxonomy places the organism in Eukaryota, Metazoa, Chordata, Actinopteri, Cypriniformes, Leuciscidae.
UCGGGACGCGCUGCAACUCUCCUUUUGUUAUUCAUGAGGAAAGGAAACUUUGUGGCGGAGUGAAAUACUCCCGGACCGCCAACACUAUCGAGUUGGAUAACUUGGAUGUUUUCUGGAUGGAGUUGUGAAUCUCCCGUGAAAGAUCUGGAGCUUUAGACGAGCUGUGGCAGCGUGGAGCGUUCAACAUGCCCUAAUAAGAGUCAAUGAUUCAUUAUUCACUCAAUGAUAUAAUAAAGUCACUGUACUGGAUUGAGAGAGAUUCAUCACGCAAAGGGAUUUUCAGUGGGCUGUGUAUGUAAAGGACAGCGGGACUUCUACUCGAGCGUGUCAGACGGACCCGUGACUCCUGGGAAGGAAGAUGGCGAGCGUGAGCACGCUGUCAGAGGCCUCGGAGGGCGGAGACAACAACCAGUUCACUGACAUCAUCAAAUGGAGAUCAGACGAACACGAUGCCGUACAGAAGAAGACCUUCACCAAGUGGAUCAACGCUCAGUUCUCCAAGAUGUGGCGGUUCAGCUGCCAGAUAAGAAGUCCAUCAUCAUGUAUGUGACCUCACUCUUCGCUGUGUUCCCCAAUGACAUCACACUGGAUGACAUCAGAGAGGUGGAGACGCUGCCCCGACGCUUUAAGGUGGAGCACGAUGAGGAACAUGCUGGAUUGUCUGCAGAGCCGGAGGAGGUGAGCAGCACGCCGACCGAGGCCGAGGUCGAGGUGAAUCUGGACACGUAUCAGAUGACCCUGGAGGAGGUGCUCACCUGGCUGCUGUCGGCCGAAGACACGCUGCACAUGCAGGACGACGUGUCCGACGACGUGGAGGAGGUCAAAGACCAGUUCCACACACACGAGGCCUUCAUGAUGGAGUUGACGGCCCACCAGAGCAGCGUGGGUAACGUGCUACAGGCGGGAAACCAGCUGAUCGCGCAAGGCAAUCUGAGCGAGGAAGAGGAGGACGAGAUCCGAGAACAGAUGACACUGCUCAACUCCCGCUGGGAAAACCUGCGGGUCGCCAGCAUGGACCGCCAGUCCAGGCUUCACGAGGUUCUCAUGGACCUUCAGCAGCAGCAGCUCCAGCAGCUCUCUGAUUGGCUGACGCAGACCGAGGGGCGGAUCCGGAAGAUGGAGACGGAGCCAAUAGCAGGAGACAUGGAGGGAUAUCUGGCACAGAUAGAGCAGCACAAAGUGCUGCAGAAUGAUCUGGAGGUGGAGCAGGUGAAGGUGAACUCUCUCACGCACAUGGUUGUAGUUGUGGACGAGAACAGUGGGGAGAGCGCCACCGCUGCCCUGGAGGACCAACUGCAGUCACUGGGGGAGCGCUGGGCGGCAGUGUGUCGCUGGACGGAGGAACGCUGGACCAAACUGGAGGAAAUGCAGCUGGUGUGGCAGCGACUGCUUGACGACCAGAGUUUGUUCGGAUCAUGGCUGUCAGAAAAGGAGAAGGCCUUGAUUGAAGUUCAGACUUGUGAUUUUAAAAACCCCAGUGAAAUAAAUGGCAGCGUCCGCAGAUUAGCCAGUCUUAAGGAGGACAUGGCCCAGAAGCGGAGGACCCUGAGUGCUCUGUCAGAUGCUGGACAGGACGUGAUGUUGCUGUUAGACAGUCCAGCCGCAGCUCGGAGGAUCGAGACAGACACAGACCAAUUGACCCAACGCUGGGACAACCUGGUCCAAAAACUGGAGGACUGCUCCAGCCAGGUGAGCGAAGCGGUGUCUGUGUCCGGGAUGUCCCAGGUACAGGAGAGGUUUGUCAUGGAGACAGUCACAACUGUAACGACACGGAUGGAGCAGACCUUCACGGGCAGCGACCGAGAGCUUCCUCCACCCGCCCCACCCAAACGACGGCAUCUCGAUACAGACGGCGAGCUCAGGAGACUAGCUGAAACCGAUGUUCCCAAGCUUUUGUCUCAGCUGGCUGCAUGGAAAUCAUCCGCCGGAGCUGCUGGAGACUCGCCUGUCCUGAAGGAAAAACUACAGGUCCUGGGGGUGGAGCUUGCUGAAAAUGAGGCUCUGGUGAAAGAGAUGGUGGAGAAUGGAGAGAAGAUGAUUGGACAGUUGGAGAAAGAGGGCCUGUCUGCAGAGGUGGCCCGUUCUGGCCUGGAGUCUGUGUGUAGGGAAUGGGAGAGCUGCCAGAACCUGAUCCAGGAGCUGAGGAACCGAGCUCACGUUCUAGAGCGGGUGUCGUCGGUUCUAUCAGGACUGAAGGCUGCCGACGGAGUCCUGCAGGAACAGGAUAAAUGGUUGAUCUCCUCGAAAGACUUUAGAGCAAAAGACAACCAGCAGGAACUCCAGACACUCAGAGACGACUGUGAGGCUCGAGUAGCAGAGCUGGAAAAGCUUCAGCCGCAGGUGGAAGAUCUCUGUGAUCAUACGGAGCGUCUGGCCGCAGAACCCGGUGUUCCUGAUACCAUGAGGCCCAGUGUGACGGCGCUGGCGUCCCGCCACAGCUCGACCGUUCAAGAGCUCAAGACACGGCAGCAGGACAUCACCACAGUGUUGUCGGAGCUGCUGGAGUCCAGAGCGCUGGAGCAGAUCCAGACCAGACUGAACACAAUCAGCACUGACAUCACAGACAUAACCUCUGCUGAACGGGCACUCCUUAAAGCUCAGGCUCUCCACGCUGAGAUCGAGCAGCAGCGGCUGAAGGCGUCGGAGACGGAGGAGCAGUGCUGGACCCAACUCUCCUCUGCCGCCCUGGACCAGAUCAGCGUGCUGCAGUGCAUUCUGGGUAGCAUGAAGGACACACAGGUGAAGAGUGAGGAGGUGCAGCGCUGGCUGGAUGCGGUCGAGGAGCUUCUGUCUCGAGACGCCGGCGGAUUCAGUCGCGGGGACAAACUGCAGGAGGAACUCAGCCAGUGCAAGGAGUUGGUGAGUGAGAUGGAGAGCGUGGACUCGUCCUUGAAGCAGAUUGCAGAGAACGUGUCGGCUGUCCAGCAGAGUUCGACACCGGCUCUGAUCCGCUGGGGACAGGAGGAGUUAGACCGCAGUCAGAGACGCUGGGACGAGCUCAGUAAACAGUUGUUGAGGCGUGAUGAGCGUGUGAGUGAAGGUCAGGAGAAAGUGACGAAUAUGAAGAAAGACGUGGCGGAGAUGCGCGAGUGGAUGAUUCAAGUGGACGAGGAGUUCCUCAUGAGAGACUUUGAGUACAAGAGCCCAGAGGAGCUGGAGGAGGCGCUGCAGGAGAUGAAGAGAGCUAAAGAGGAUGUGUUGCAGAAGGAAGUGCGUGUGAAGAUCCUGAAGGACAGCAUUAAUGUGUUGCUCAGUAAGACGCCCUCUAGUGGUGGUGCCGACCUAAGCCCUGAGCUCACUGAAGUCCUGCAGAACUACCAGAAACUGUGUGAUCGCUUCAAGAGCAAGUGCCACACACUUGAGGAGGUGUGGUCCUGCUGGAUCGAGCUGCUGCAGUAUCUGGAUGUGGAGUCUGGCUGGUUGAACUCGCUAGAGGAGAAGGUUCACGCCACCGAGAGCAUCCCGGAAAACACAGAGUCCAUUAGCGCAGCUCUGGAGGCGUUGGAGUCUGUUCUGCGACACCCGGGGGAUAACAGGACUCAGAUUCGAGAGCUGGCUCAGACUCUCAUAGACGGAGGGAUUCUGGACGAACUCAUCAGCGAGAAGCUGGAGACUUUCAACUCGCGCUACGACCAACUGACCCAGCUGGCUGCUGCACGUCAGAUGUCUCUGGAGCAACAGUUGGGGACUCUGAGGGAGAACGAGACGGCCUUACACACACUACAGACGUCUCUCACACAGCUGGACCAGACACUCACGUCUUACCUCACAGAUCGCAUCGACGCCUUCCAGCUGCCGCAGGAAGCUCAGGCCAUUCAGGCUGAGAUCACGGCCCAUGAGGCCACACUGGAAGAUCUGAGGAGGAGGAACGUGGGAAACGUGCCUUCGACCGCACCAGAGGGCAAACCAGUGCGAGCAGGAACCCAACUGGAGCAGUUACAGCGUAAGCUCCGCGAGAUUAGCACGAAAUACCAGCUGUUCCAGAAACCGGCCAACUUUGAGCAGCGAAUGCUGGACUGCAAGAGGAUUCUGGACAGCGCUAAAGCUGAGCUUCACAUCCUGGACUUGAAGGACACACAGCCAGAGGAGAUACAGACACACCUGAGCGGAUGCAUGAAGCUGUAUAAGAUCUUGAGCGAGGUCAAGCUGGAGGUGGAGACCGUGAUUAAAACAGGAAGACAGAUCGUACAGAAACAGCAGACGGAGAAUCCUAAAGGAAUGGAUGAACAGCUCACUGCCCUCAAAUUACUCUACAACGAGCUGGGAGCUCAGGUGACUGAGGGUAAGCAGGAUUUGGAGAAGGCGUUGUGUGUGUCUCAGCGACUGCAGAAGGACAGCGCCGCCCUGCAGGCCUGGAUGAAACACACUGAGGCUCAGCUGAAGGAGAAGCUCGACACAGGAGACAUGCCUGCGGACAUCGACUCCGAGAUCACAUGGGCCAACGGCCUGCUGAAGGAGUCCGAGCGCAGGAAGAGCGAUCUGUGUGUGGUGACGGAGAACAGCGCCGCCCUGCAGGCGUUAGUGGAGGGCAGUGACGCUCAGCUGGAGGAGCAGCUGUUCCAGCUCAACGAGGACUGGGAACGAGUGCACACGCUGGUCGAGGACUGGCUCAGCGCUGUUCUGAAUCACAGACGUGAGGUGGAGAUGUUCGAUGAGAAUUUGGCUCAUAUCAGCACAUGGCUCUAUCAGACUGAGAUACGACUGGAUGAGAUGGAGAAGAAACCUGCAGCUGAGAAAGAGAGAAUGACCAAGGCUGUGUUGUGUGAGUUGGAGGGCAUGAGUGCUCGUGUGGACAGUGCUCGUGAUCAGGCAGUGAUGUUGAUGACCAGCAGGGGUCCUGCAUGUAGAGAACUGGUGGAGCCCAAACUGGACGACCUCAACCGCACCUUCCACAAGGUGGCGCAGCACAUCAGCUCUGCUCAGGUGUCUGCUGGUCUGGAGGUCACACAGGAUCCACAGCAGGAGCUGGUUGACGCUGGAUCUGCUCCUCUUCGCUCCUCCUCACAGCUGCCGCUGUUUGAGUCAGACAUACAGACUACUGUCAGAGCACUGGAGCAACAGGAGCAAACACACACACCUGACGACCAGAGGGAGCUUCAUAUCAUCAGAUCGCAGCCAGUUGCUGAAGUGCUUUUGGAGUCAUCGCCUUCUCCUCCGCAGAGAUCAGAGUCAUCCCUCUCUCCUCAGGACGAGGGCAGCGCAUCCGUCUCCCCGUCCGACUAUCUGCUGGACAUUAAUAAGGUUCUGCUGGCUAUGGCCGACAACGAGCUGCUCCUGAACUCCUCGGAGCUCAGCGGAGGGAUGUUUGAGGACUUCUCCAGCCAGGAGGACACACUCAAGAAUAUAAAGGAGAGUUUGGAGCGGUUGGGCGAGCAGGUUGAAGUGAUUAAUGAGCGCCAACCCGAUGUGAUUCUGGAAGCUUCCAGACAGGAAAUGGCACAGAUAUCUGAUGCCCUGACACAACUGAACUCAGAGUGGGACAGAGGCAACCGCAUGUACAGCCAGAGGAAAGGGUGUUUUGACAGAGCUGUGGAGGAGUGGAGGCAGUUCCACCGUGACAUGAACGAUCUCUCGCAGUGGCUGAGCGACACCGAACAGAUCCUGGCGGACGGGAUCGGACCGGACGGGGAACUGGACCUCGAUCGCGCUCGGGGGCAUCAACAGGAUCUGGAGGAGGGUUUGGCCUCUCAUCAGUCUGUGAUGGUGGUUUUGAGCGGGUCAGGAGAGCACAUCAUCGGUCAGGUGUCGACCCCGGACGCCGCUCUGCUGCAGGACAAGCUGGACACGCUGAGACACCGAUGGACACGCGUCCAGAGACAAGUGUGCGACCGCCAGCGCAGGUUGAUGGGUGGAGAUCCGGUCUUGAUGGAUGUGUUUCAGCGGACGGCUGGGCUGACCCAGUGGCUGGAGCGCACAGAGGUUGCCGUGGCGACGCUGCCCGUUUCCGCCACGGACGACAACCUCAGAGAGCUCAAGGCCUUAACGGAGGAGAUGGAUGGUCAGAAUGAGACGUUGUCAUGGCUGAAUAAAAUCGGCUCUCAGAUCUUGUCAAGCUCCAGUCUGAGUCCUCAGGACAGAGACCUUCAUGUGAAUAAAAUAAGGCAGAUCAACAUCAGUUGGAGUAAAGUGAGUGGUAAGUUGCUGGAUAAGGUGCGUGAGGUGGAGGGCCGUCUGCAGACGCACACGCAGGUCCAGGACGAGACCCGGCUGCCGUCCUACGGCCAGUUCCAGGAGCGCAUGAACAGACUGGGAGACUGGGUUUACAUCUCCAGCCAGUCUCUGAGUGACGUCACACCCACCGAGAGACAGGUUGUGGAAAUGUCCAUGCGAGAGCAGAAGCGAGAGCUGGAGGAGUUGUUGUCUUACUCUAUUGAGCUCCAGAGGAAACAGAUACUGUUACCCCAGGAAAAGAGUAAAAUCGAACAGCUGGCUGCAGAUUGGAAAGCUCUGGACGUCAGGUUGAAGGAGACGCCUCUGUCUCCAUGGACGAAACAAGUGUCCAUGACGAGUGUGCCGUCUGCCGUUCACAUGGUCAGUCUGCUGAGCGAGGAGCGCCGUCACAGCCCAGAGCAGGUGGGCCCGACCGAUCUCAACCAGACGGCCACGGAGCUGGCGGACUGGCUCCUCCUCAUCCACCAGAUGCUCAAAUCCAGCAUCGUCACAGUGGGAGACAAAGAGGAGAUCCGCACCACCAUCGGCCGCCUGCAGGUGACUAAGGGAGAUCUAGAGCAGAGACAUCCACAGCUGGAAGACAUCAUCACUCUGGCACAAAACAUCAAGAACAAAACCUCCAACCUAGAUGUGCGAACCUCCAUCUCAGAGAAGCUGGAGAAGGUCCGCAGCCAAUGGGACAACACCCAGUACGGCGUGGAGGCGCGGCUUCUGCAGCUGGAUCACAUGAUCGGCCACAGCGACCAAUGGGAGGAGCAGAGGCGGAAUGUGAAGGCCCUUAUUGGUCAAAACGAGAUGCAUUUCAACAACCUGCUGCAACAGAGCCGAGAGCCGCUCACCAAACAGAUCAGCGACAACAAGGCGUUCCUGCAGGAGCUGGGUCGAGGACAGGAGUGUGUGACGUCCUUUAAUGAGCUGUCCAAUCAGCUUCUGCAGGAAUAUGCAGCUGAUGACACGCGCAAGGUCAAAGAGCUCAUGGACAAACUCAACAACGCUUGGAACGGCGUCAAUAACAGGGCGUCCGACCGCCAGGCCGCUCUGGAUGCGGAGCUCAAGAGCCUGCAGACGUCCCUCCGUGAGCUCGAGUCCUUCCUGAAGUGGCUCCAGGAGGCGGAGACUACAGUCAACGUGUUAGCAGGCUCCGCCCAGAGGGAGGGGCUCUCACAGGACUCCGCCCACAUCAAGGAGCUGAAGGCUCAGCUCGAGGACAUCCAGGCGGAGAUCGAGGCUCAUAAUGAUGUUUUCAGGAGUGUGGAGGGGAAUAAGAUGAAGAUGGUGAAGGCUCUGGGGAGCUCAGAGGAGGCAGUAUUUCUCCAGCAGAGACUGGAUGACAUGAACCAGCGCUGGAACGACCUGAAGGCCAAAUCUGCCAAUAUACGGGCUCAUCUGGAGGCCAGUGCUGAGCGCUGGAACAGGCUUCUGUCAGUACUGGAGGAACUGGGGCGCUGGAUCAGUGUGAAGGAUGAGGAGCUGAACAAACAGAUGCCCAUCGGAGGAGACGUGCCCACACUCCUGCAGCAGCAGAUCCACUGCACGGCUCUGAGGGCGGAGCUUAUGGAGCGUGAGCAUGUAGUACUCAGCUCAUUGGAUCAGGCACACAUGUUUCUGGCCGAUCAGCCAAUCGAAGGACCCGAAGAGCCACGCAAGAACCUGCAACCCAAAACUGAGCCGACCCCGGAGGAGAAGGCCCAGCAGGUGGCGAAGGCUAUCCGUAAGCAGACCGCAGAGGUGAGUGAGCGCUGGGACAGGCUGAUGGGACACGCGGGCACCUGGCAAGAGCAGGUGGAGAGAGCGCUAGAUAAACUCCAGGACCUCCAGAGCUCCAUGGACCAACUGGACCUGCGUCUAGCCCGGGCCGAGGAGCUCAAGGCAGGAUGGCAACCCGUGGGAGACCUUCUCAUAGAUUCCCUACAGGAUCACAUCGAAAGGACAACGGCGUUUCGUGAGGAGACUGCUCCUCUGAAGCAGGAUGUUCGAGCUGUGAAUGAUCUGGCAGGUCAGCUGACCCCCCUGGACGUCCAGCUGUCCUCCACCACCAGCCGCCAGUUAGACAACCUCAACAUGCGCUGGAAACUACUGCAGGCGUCUGUAGAGGACAGGUUGAAGCUCUUACGGGAAGCACACAGGGAUUUUGGACCUUCCUCUCAACACUUCUUAUCCACUUCAGUGCAGACGCCCUGGCAGAGAGCGGUGUCCCAAAAUAAAGUGCCCUACUACAUCAAUCAUCACAGUCAGACGACAUGCUGGGACCAUCCUAAGAUGACGGAGCUGUAUCAUUCUCUUUCGGACCUCAACAAUGUGCGCUUCUCCGCGUACAGGACGGCUAUGAAGAUCCGCCGGCUACAGAAAGCCCUCUGCUUGGAUCUGCUGGAUCUGAGUGUGGCUCAGGCCAUGUUCCAGCAACACAAGCUGACGCUGAACUCGCAGCAGCUGACGGUCCCUGAGGUCAUCAACUGCCUGACCUCUGUGUAUGACGGACUGGAGCAGGAACACAAAGACCUGGUCAACGUCCCGCUGUGUGUGGACAUGUGUCUCAACUGGCUGCUCAAUGUCUACGACACGGGUCGCAGCGGGAAGAUCCGAGUUCUGUCGAUGAAGAUUGGGCUCCUUUCUCUCUGUAAGGGUCACCUGGAGGAGAAAUACAAAUGUCUGUUUAAUCAGGUGUCGUCGGCGGGCGACACGUGUGAUCAGAGGCAGUUGGGUCUCCUGCUGCAUGAUGUCAUCCAGAUCCCGAGACAGCUGGGAGAAGUGGCGGCCUUCGGCGGGAGCAACAUCGAACCCAGCGUCCGCAGCUGCUUCCAGCAUGUGCCCAAUAAGGUGGAGCUGGAGCCGAGGCAGUUUGUGGACUGGAUGAGGCUGGAGCCGCAGUCGAUGGUCUGGCUGCCGGUCCUGCACAGAGUGGCUGCGGCAGAGACGGCCAAACACCAGGCCAAGUGCAAUAUCUGUAAAGAGUUCCCCAUUGUGGGCUUCAGAUAUCGCAGUUUGAAGCACUUCAACUAUGACGUUUGCCAGAGUUGUUUCUUCUCCGGUCGCACGGCGAAGGGUCAUAAACUCAACUACCCAAUGGUGGAGUACUGCACACCGACCACCUCAGGAGAAGACAUGCGGGAUUUCACCAAAGUCUUAAAAAACAAGUUCCGCUCAAAGAAGUAUUUCGCGAAGCACCCUCGCCUGGGAUACCUGCCCGUCCAGACGGUCCUGGAAGGAGACAACAUGGAGACUCCGGUCACUCUCAUCAGCAUGUGUCCGGAGCAGUACGAGCUAUCUCCGUCGCCACAACUCCCUCAUGACGACACGCACUCACAGAUAGGGAAGUACGCCAGCAGGUUGGCCCAGAUGGAGCGCUCCAACGGCUCUCUGCCCACCGACAGCAGCUCGGCCACUGGAAGCAUGGAUGAGGAACACACUUUAAUCCUGCAGUACUGUCAGACUUUGGGAGGGGAGGGCUCAUCUUUUAGCCAGCCCCCAACCCCUGCCCACAUCUCCCAGAGCCCCGCCCACAACGUCCACAGCCCCGCCCACCUGCUCCAGAGCCCCGCCCAGAUCCUGCAGGCCGUGGAGAGGGAGGAGCGCGGAGAACUGGAGCGGAUCAUCGCACGACUGGAGGAGGAGCAGCGGGGCCUGCAGAGGGAGUACGAGCAGUUGCGGCAGCAGCACGUUCACUCCGGCGCGGGAGCCGCGGCUGCUAGCGGAGCGCCUGAGGAAGCGGACCUGUUAGCUGAAGCUAAACUCCUGCGACAGCACAAGGGCCGGCUGGAGGCCCGCAUGCAGAUACUGGAGGACCACAACAAGCAGCUGGAGUCACAGCUCUACCGCCUACGCCAGCUGCUACAUCAGCCUGAGUUAAACGGCACGUCGUCCUCCGGCUCUCUCCAUCAGGAUACAGCGGGACAUCCCGAGCUCUCAGAUGAGUUUCUCCGUCAGUAUGCUAACAGUAACUCUGAUCUGGCUGAGGUUAUGGAACAGAUUAACCACAGUUUUCCUGCAUGCUCUCCAUCAAGUGUGUCCUCAAGGCCGAAGGUGAUGUGAAGGUUUUCAGCGAAAGAGCAAGAAGUCUAACUCGACAUGACAAGAAGAUUCCCAUUCCGUAGAUGCAGAUUCCCAAGACAAGAGGUGUUGAUCCUCAAACCCAAAGACUCUGGAACAGAACCACACCGUUCAUUCAAUGGAUAUUACUACUGCGUCUGUCUGUACUAUGCAAGUGUACAUUUGAUCCACAUGUAGAUUGUACGUGAGGUGUAUCUGCCCAUUGUUUUAAUACUCGGAUGAUUAUUUAGGGUUAUGGGGGCCAUUUAUCGUGUAACCUGUACGCUUUUAUUUCUGUUCGCCGAGGAACCACACAUAUCCUACAUGCAGCUCACAUCAGUUGCCGUUCAAAUGGUUUAGUCGGAAACGUCAUAGACAUGAGCAGACAUGAAGACGAGUCGGUCUGGUAAUGCUAAACUGUUAGCGCAUGUCGCCCCCAGCGUUAUUCUGUUGGAGUUUUAGCCUGUUUUGACCGUGUUUGCCGUGAAUUCUCCCUUUAAAGCAUCGUUUUGACAGUUUGUGCCACUGGCAGCCGCGCAUCCGAACCCUCACUGCAUUUCUAGAGCGCACGCACAGAUGAUGUACGACACACACGCUACAAUGCGUCGGAAAUACCCUUUUGUGCCUAUAAAGCAUCCAUUCCAGGAGAGACGAGUGGCCGAGAGAUGCCGUAUUGCUCAGAAUCGGGUUGAAAGAUUAUAUUAUAAAGACAAAUGUAGGAAAUGUGGAUUUUCAGGAUGUUUGGCCCAAGAAGAUUUAUCUUUGUGUAGUCUAGUUUUAUAAAUAAAUGUUUUAAAAAUAAUAAUAAAAUUAGAGAAAGCCAUGAUUGCCUUGCUACCUCAGACAUUAUCAAUCACUUGGUGUGACUGUCGAUUGAGUUUCACUCUCCAUUUCCAAAAACAAAAGUAAGGACAUCGUCCCAUCGGCCGUUCCACAAAGCCACACGCCCCUCCCCCUUUUUUCCCAGCAGUCCUGUCAUUUUUCUCCACGGUGUAUUUGUGGUGUGCUACCUUCAGUGAAGUGUUAGAUUUGAGCAUUACUGUAACACCUGCCAAACACUGCUCUCCAGCGGACCCGAGCUAGAUCAUUAAAACCCUCCACACUACAUGUAAUGAGGUUCCACACCUUUAUUCAAAAUAAAGUUUUUAUAAUGAGUGGC